GGCGGCGGUGGGGGCGGCCCGUUACUAGAACAGCGCUAGAGUUAGCAACGGCAGCGCCUGGUGUCAGACUACGCAGAGGGAAUAUAGCUAACAACACAGAAAAAGAGGAGCCGCUUGAACACAGAACCUGAUCCUUGUGUACAGACAGGAAGUGAGCAUUUAACAAAUCACUCCAAGACACUCCAUACAAAGCUGGGGGAUGGCCGUGAAUGUGUACUCCACGUCUGUGACCAUCGAGAACCUGAGCCGACAUGACAUGCUGGCCUGGGUCAACGACUCCCUGCACCUCAACUACAGCAAGAUUGAGCAGCUGUGUUCAGGUGCAGCAUACUGCCAGUUCAUGGACAUGCUGUUUCCAGGCUGCAUUCUCUUGAAGAAAGUCAAAUUCCAAGCCAGACUGGAACAUGAGUAUAUACACAACUUCAAAGUGCUGCAGGCAGCCUUUAAGAAAAUGAAUGUCGACAAAAUAAUUCCCGUAGAAAGGUUAGUGAAGGGCAAGUUCCAGGACAACUUUGAGUUUGUGCAGUGGUUCAAGAAGUUCUUUGAUGCUAACUACGACGGGAAGGACUAUGACCCCUUACUGGCCAGGCAAGGUCAGGAGGUGGCCCCUCCCCCCAAUCCAGGUGAACAAAUUUUCCACAAACCCAAGAAACCCUAUGGCCCCUCAGUACCACAGAGGACGUCCCCGACAGCACCCAAGAACAUGCCCACCCCGCAGAGGGCACUCAACAGCAAUCCCAUGAGGAGGAACCCCCCCAUGGCGCGGAACGGAGGCGGAGACACCGAAGCCCAGAUCAUGGAGCUAAAUCAGCAGCUCAUGGACCUGAAACUAACAGUGGACGGGCUGGAAAAGGAGAGAGAUUUCUACUUCAGCAAACUACGCGACAUUGAGCUGAUUUGCCAGGAACACGAAAGUGAAAACAAUCCUGUUCUCGCCAAGAUUGUUGAUAUUCUUUAUGCUACAGAGGACGGCUUUGCUGCACCAGAUGACGAAGAGAUUGAUGACCACCCACACGAAGACCCAGAUGAAUACUAAACCCUCCCUGCCUCUAGACCCCGUCUUUCCUUCUGUCCCCCCCCCCCCCCCCUCCCUCCCUCCUGUUCUUUCUCUCUAGCUCCUCUGGGCUGUCCACACACUCCACACUUUUGACUUCAGACGUCGCACAGCCUGUUGUUCUGCCCCUUCCACGCGAUCACAGCGGCCAGCCCUCCACGUGUCAGCAUGGCGUACAAAACCAACCGAUGCAAAACGUAGGUGCAGUGAGAUCAUGAACCGAGCUAUCAAUGUCGCGAUGAGGCGAGACCAUGGAGCAGUCAUCCACCCCUGAAUGAGGUUACUGUCUUGCCUGCACCUUUUGUAGCCCUGUUCAGGACUUUAAAAAACAGCACUUCCAGCAUUCAGGCCAUUGCUGCACUACUCUCCCCCUUGUCCACGCACCAUAGCAGCUGGUCUCAUUCCCAUCGCACGGCUGCUGAGACUCUAUUAUACACGACAGAACAAAGAAAUUUAUGUGUCAUUAUUUUCCUCAAUGACUUCAGUGGUACUUUUCAUUUUGUGUUAAGGCAAUCAACUGAAAAAAAAAAAGACUACAAAACAGUGGCGAUGAUGACGUAAUUACAAGGCAGGUUGUUUUAACAGCUUAUUUGCGUUUGAAAGACAGCAUGAGGCUUUUUUUUGUUUUU
Megalops cyprinoides (Indo-Pacific tarpon) is the source of this 1683-nucleotide messenger RNA. Its product is annotated as microtubule-associated protein RP/EB family member 3-like. The transcript has 8 exons. The record is from RefSeq and is a predicted model, not a curated record. The coding region runs from base 200 to 1036 and encodes 278 amino acids. Gene Ontology annotation, biological process: protein localization to microtubule plus-end; regulation of microtubule polymerization or depolymerization; spindle assembly. NCBI's taxonomy places the organism in Eukaryota, Metazoa, Chordata, Actinopteri, Elopiformes, Megalopidae. Gene Ontology annotation, molecular function: microtubule plus-end binding. Gene Ontology annotation, cellular component: microtubule plus-end; cytoplasmic microtubule; spindle midzone.